AUGUGCGUGUGCACUUGCCUCGGGGAGGAGAACGCAAGGUUCGUCCUUCUUUUCGUUGUCCUGGCAGUGUACAUGCUCGCUGGUGCUGCGCUCUUCCAGCGACUGGAAUCCGACCUUGAAAUACGACAGGGUGCGGAAUAUUGGCGCAUUUACCAUACAUUUCGAAGACAUCAUCUGCGAGGCGGUUCGGUGGCUGUUGAAAGGCUCGACGAACUGUUGUACGCUUACGGAAAUGCCUCGUCAUCCGGCAUCAUCAACAAGAAUCGCCGAUGGGAUUUUUCUGGCAGUUUUCAUUUCGUCGGUACCAUCGUCUCCACGAUCGGAUACGGAAAUACCGCGCCGCAGACGACGAUGGGCAAAGUAGCCGUGAUUCUGUACGGAUUUUUUGGUUGUUCCGGUGGGAUUCUGUUCUUCAACUUGUUUCUGGAGAAGAUCAUCACGUUCCUCGCUCGGAUUUUGCGCAACUUUCACACGCACCGCUUAAAAAGACGCAUCCGGAAGUACUCGAUGGCAUCAUCACGGGCAGCUACUUUGCCGGACAUACUCGACGACCACGACGAGGAUUCAGACCUGGACCUGUGGAAACCGAGUAUAUACUGGGUUAUGUUUCAUUUAUCGUUAUUAUGUUGUAUUGUAGCUUGUUGCGCCGCUGCGGUUUACGCGCCCCUCGAAGAUUGGAAAUACUUGGACGCUCUGUACUUUUGUUUCGUUAGUUUCGCGACCAUCGGCUUCGGAGACUUCGUCAGCAUCGAGAAAACCCAUUAUCCGUAUGCUCAUUGGUACCGUUUCGCUAACUUUGUAUUCCUGCUGACCGGUUGCUGUUGUACGUACUCUCUGUUGAACGUGACGUCGAUCGUAAUAAAACAGGGGUUAAAUUACGUUAUACGAAAGACGCGAUGCGGAAACGGGGACAACGCUGCGCCGCGUUUACCAAAAAGAAAGUCCUCCGUGUCUAGAAUGUAUUUUUCGAAAAGGAGGGGUACCAGAAUCUUCGGACGAGAUUCUUUGAGGGAUAGCUCUGGAACGCCUAGAAGGAUGUCUGGAGAGAUGAUUUCCAUGCAGGAUUUCUUCUCAGCGAACAAAGUCUCUUUAACCGUAAUGCAGAAACAGUUAGAAGAAACGGCCGAGUCGCUAAGGGGGGGUAGCUUGAUCGGAACAGUAUCCAACGCGGCCAUACUCGAGCCCGAUGCUGUCGGUCCUUUGGCUAUCGUCUGCGAAAAGUUUCAGAGUAAAGUUACCAGAGACAGGUGA
This is a messenger RNA of Colletes gigas, 1251 nucleotides long. RefSeq names its product potassium channel subfamily K member 13-like. Lineage: Eukaryota; Metazoa; Arthropoda; Insecta; Hymenoptera; Colletidae. Gene Ontology annotation, cellular component: membrane. Gene Ontology annotation, biological process: potassium ion transmembrane transport; stabilization of membrane potential. The transcript has 5 exons. The record is from RefSeq and is a predicted model, not a curated record. Gene Ontology annotation, molecular function: potassium ion leak channel activity. Bases 1 to 1251 code for a protein of 416 amino acids.